AUGUUAAGAACAUUUAAGUUUUGCACAGAAUUCACGACCACUCAAUUCCUUAAACUGAGCAACCUCUAAUUGAGUGUAACAAUAAUAAAUGAUAAAUUAAAAGGCAUUGAAUGACAAGAUUGAGAAUUUCGAGAAUGUAGAAACCUCAUUUUCAGAUGGAGUACUCAACAUACAUCUGCCAAAUGGGAAAUCCUUUGUGAUUAACAGACAGACUCCCAACAAAUAGUUGUGGUACUCAUCUCCGAUCAGCGGUCCUCAGAGAUUCAAUUAUGUCAAUGGGAAAUGGGUCAACUCAAAACAGGAAGAAAUAGAGAAGUAGUUAUUAAAUGAAAUUAAUUUAUUAAUAUAAUGA
Molecule: messenger RNA, 352 nt
Organism: Paramecium octaurelia
Lineage: Eukaryota; Ciliophora; Oligohymenophorea; Peniculida; Parameciidae
Source: the annotation of a GenBank genome assembly